AAAAGUGCCAAAUUUAUUUGGUUGAUCAUUGGACAUAAUUCCUUUAGUGGAUAUUUUUAUGAAUAAUUUCUAGUAUGUUUUUGCCAACCAAACAAGCUACUAGUGUCGGACAUGGGUAUCUAUCCGAAUGUCGGACUCGCUUUUUCAGUGAGAUGCAGAGUAAGGGUCAAUACCCAUUUUUAAUGUUGCUUAACUUUAUGAUUCAGUUAGAAGAGCUAGAGAAACAGCUCAAGAUUGAGAGAAAAUCCACAAGAAAAGCUGAAAAGAAGCUCAAUUUCCUUAAAAAGAAGCUUGAAUUAUUGAAAAUUCCGUUUAGUAUCAAUAUAUCAGAGGAAUGUGAGCGAUCUAUCUCCUCAAAUAAUUCUGAAAGUUCUUGCCUAUCAUCUAUAGCUUCGGCGAGUUUUGAUCAUCAAGAUCUUCUCCCAGAGUUUCAAACCUCAAAAUCAAGCUCCACCACUAGUGAUAUGGCAGAGGAAGCACAAUUAGAGAUUAGUGUGCAGAACAAAAGUCAUGAUAUUAAUAAAUGUGAUGGUAGCCAAAUAAAUUCCUCUGCUGGGCAACAAGAAUCAGACCAACUUUGUCACGGGAUAGGUAAAAGGGGGGAGGUCCUCAAAUGCAUCAUAUUCUUCCUCAUUAUCAACAUCACCAAUACCGAGGAUACUCCUUUUACCAGAAUGCAAUUUAGAACUCUUCUGGCAUGAAAACACAACCAACCCGAUUCUUCAAAAUUUUUGCAUCCACACUGAAUUGUCUUCUCUAGGUAAUUCAAGGAGACUUAUUGAGAAGAACAAUCAAUGCCAUUGAGGAAAACUUUGUAUGUCAGAAUAUUCCCUUAUGUACCAACUAUUCACUUGCACUUGCCAUUGUAUGUUUGAAUUCUUCCCGAAAAUCUCGGAAAAGAGUAUGUAUGUACUGUGAAGCAGCAUGUUUUAAUAGUGGACUCAUGUAGAUAUCUGAUUUUGGUAUUCCCUUUGUACAAUUUAAAUCAUCCUUUUCUUCA
This is a messenger RNA of Beta vulgaris subsp. vulgaris (sugar beet), 1000 nucleotides long. RefSeq lists its product as hypothetical. The transcript is spliced from 3 exons. NCBI's taxonomy places the organism in Eukaryota, Viridiplantae, Streptophyta, Magnoliopsida, Caryophyllales, Amaranthaceae. The coding region runs from base 75 to 701 and encodes 208 amino acids. The record is from RefSeq and is a predicted model, not a curated record.